UUUGGGUCCAUCAGGUCGGGGUCCUUCUGCCGAGGAUUCCCACGUGAAUGUACGAGCAUGAUAGUUUACUGUAAAUGAAUCGUAGUUUUUUUUGCCCAAAAGUUGUAUUUAACACUUUAACGGCGUAUUUUGUUUUGUCGGGGAACAUUUGAGGGUGCAGUUGGGAAAAAAUGGCAACUUUUCGGAAAAAGGUGGACAAUCGCAUUCGUGUCCAGAUAGAAAACGGUGUGGCACAGCACCAUCGGUCUAUGUUCGUUAUAGUUGGUGAUCGUGGCAGAGAUCAGGUUGUCGUUCUCCACCACAUGCUGUCUAAAGCAACAGUCAGAGCUCGGCCAUCAGUGUUAUGGUGCUACAAAAAAGAGCUGAGCUUCAGCAGUAAUCGAAAGAAGAGGAUGCGACAACUGCAGAAGAAGAUCAAAACAGGCACGCUCAACCUAAACCAGGAUGAUCCUUUUGAGCUCUUCAUUGCUGCAACCAACAUCCGAUACUGUUACUACACUGAAACACACAAGAUCCUGGGAAACACCUAUGGCAUGUGUGUUCUGCAGGACUUUGAAGCUCUCACUCCCAACCUUUUGGCUCGAACUGUUGAAACUGUGGAAGGUGGAGGGAUUGUGGUCAUUCUUCUGAGGACUAUGAACUCACUGAAGCAGCUGUACACAAUGGCAAUGGAUGUUCAUUCUCGAUACAGGACAGAGGCUCACCAGGAUGUUGUUGGAAGGUUCAAUGAAAGGUUUAUCCUGUCUCUUGCCUCCUGUAAGACAUGUGUUGUGAUUGAUGACCAACUCAACAUUCUGCCAAUCUCCUCUCACAUUACCAACAUCAAACCUGUCCCUCCAAAGACACAGGAUGAUGGACUGUCUCCAAGGGAACAAGAGCUGAAGGACUUAAAGGAGUCUUUACAGGACACACAGCCAGUUGGUGUUUUAGUGGACGGCUGUAAAACUAUGGACCAGGCCAAAGCAGUGCUUAAAUUCAUCGAGGCUAUUUCAGAAAAGACCCUGCGGAGCACUGUAGCUCUGACUGCUGCCCGUGGUCGAGGCAAAUCUGCUGCACUGGGAUUGGCUGUAGCUGGAGCUGUUGCUUUUGGCUAUUCAAAUAUCUUUGUCACAUCACCCAGCCCAGACAAUCUGCACACGCUGUUUGAGUUCGUAUUUAAAGGUUUUGACGCUCUCCAGUAUCAGGAACAUCUGGACUAUGAAAUAAUCCAGUCUUUGAACCCAGAUUUUAACAAAGCUGUGAUUCGUGUUAACAUCUUCAAAGAACAUCGACAGACCAUUCAGUACAUUCACCCUGCUGAUGCGGUGAAAUUAGGCCAGGCAGAGUUGCUAGUCAUCGACGAGGCUGCUGCGAUCCCACUGCCUUUAGUAAAGAAACUACUUGGGCCCUACCUUGUGUUUAUGGCAUCUACAAUCAACGGGUAUGAGGGCACCGGUCGCUCUCUGUCUCUUAAGCUGAUUCAGCAGUUAAGGCAGCAGAGUGCAGACAGCCAGCAGAACCUCUCGGCUGAGAACAGAAACACCAGCACAGCCAGGCUGGCAGCAGCACGAACCCUUCAUGAGGUGACCCUCCACGAGUCUAUCCGAUAUGGCCAGAGGGACCCUGUGGAGAAAUGGCUGAAUGAUCUGCUAUGUUUGGACUGCCUGAGUGUCCCACGCAUCAUUUCUGGUUGUCCUUUACCCCAGACAUGCGACCUUUAUUAUGUGAAUCGAGACACAUUGUUUUGUUAUCACAAAGCUUCUGAGGCUUUCCUCCAGCGUCUUAUGGCACUUUAUGUAGCAUCGCAUUACAAGAAUUCACCUAAUGAUCUUCAGAUGCUCUCAGAUGCUCCUGCUCACCAUCUCUUUUGCCUGCUGCCCCCUGUCCCACCCACACAGAAUUCACUCCCAGAGGUCUUAGCAGUUGUCCAGGUAUGUCUGGAAGGAGAGAUCUCGCGUCAAUUUGUCCUCAACAGCUUGUCCAGAGGGAAGAAAGCUUCAGGUGACCUCAUUCCAUGGACCGUUUCGGAACAGUUUCAAGACCCUGACUUCGGCGGCCUCUCUGGGGGCCGGAUUGUUCGUAUUGCAGUGAAUCCUGAUUAUCAGGGGAUGGGUUACGGAACCCGUACGUUGCAACUGCUACAGCGAUAUUAUGAGGGGCAGUUUCCACUUCUGGAUGAGCAAGAACAGACAACGACUAACGCGAUCACAUCUGUGAGCAGUGAGGCUGUCAGUCUCCUGGAGGAGGUGGUGUCUCCCAGGAAAGACCUGCCACCGCUGUUGUUGAAGCUGAAUGAGAGAAGAGCCGAGAAGCUGGACUACCUCGGGGUGUCUUACGGUCUCACUCCUCAACUACUCAAGUUCUGGAAAAAGGCUGGAUUUGUGCCUGUUUAUUUAAGACAGACUCCAAAUGACCUGACAGGAGAGCACUCAUGCAUUAUGCUGAAGGAGCUCAAUGCUGAGGAGUCUACAGAGCAGGACCAGUGGCUCUCUGCUUUUUGGAAGGAUUUCCGGCGGAGGUUCCUUUCUCUGCUAUCCUUCCAGUUUAGCAAAUUUAACCCAGCCAUGGCCCUUAACAUAUUGCAGAACAGGAACGCUAAGGACGACAGCCCAGAAGCACUUACCAGUGCAGAGUUAGCGGCAACAUUUACUCCAUACGACCUAAAGCGUUUGGAGAUGUAUUCAAGAAACAUGGUGGACUAUCACCUCGUCAUGGACAUGAUCCCUGUUGUUGCACGCAUGUUUUUCCUCAAACAACUGGGAAACAUCACACUUUCUACUGCCCAGUGUGCGUUGUUGUUGGGAAUUGGGCUUCAACACAAGAGUGUAGAUGAGCUGGAGAAGGAGAUUGAGCUGCCUGCUUCUCAGCUUAUGGGCCUGUUCAACCGUGUCAUCCGUAAAGUGGUGCAGUUCUUCAAUACUCUUCAGGAGAAUGCGAUUGAAGCAGAGAUGGUGGCCACCAAAGAUAUAAGCAUGGAACCAACUGUGCAGACACUUAAUGAAGAUCUGAAUGAUGCAGCCAAAGAUUUCCAAGAGAAAAACAAACAGGACAUGGACAAGAUUAAAGACAUGAAUCUUUCAGAGUACAUAAUUCGAGGAGAUGAUGAGGAAUGGAACCAAGUGUUGAAGAAAGCAGGACAUACAGCUGUUGUUAGCAUAAAAAGUGACAAGAAAAGAAAAAUGGAAGGCAUGAAUCAGAAAGAACAACGGGAAGGCAAGAAGAUGAAGAAAAAUAAGGACAAAAAGAGCAAAUUUGGGAAGAAACCAUAAAGAAAUGGACUUGUUUUGAAAUGUAUUCGUGCCGUCGUCUUUCUCUGCUCUGUAGAUAAAUUCAAGACAUGAGUCCAAAUUAAAAUAUCACUUUCAGUAAGAAUUUUAGAGACGACUAAAUUGUUUUAACAUUUUUGUAACAAGACUCUGCAGGUAUUUUCAGACAAAGAAAAUAAAGUUGUACAUUGUUGUUUUGUUCUUUUAACCACAUUUCAGAUAUUAA
Molecule: messenger RNA, 3471 nt
Organism: Labeo rohita (rohu)
Lineage: Eukaryota; Metazoa; Chordata; Actinopteri; Cypriniformes; Cyprinidae
Gene: nat10
Product: N-acetyltransferase 10
Exons: 29
Coding region: 171-3248 (1025 amino acids)
Biological process (GO): rRNA acetylation involved in maturation of SSU-rRNA
Cellular component (GO): nucleolus; 90S preribosome
Molecular function (GO): 18S rRNA cytidine N-acetyltransferase activity; ATP binding; tRNA binding
Source: RefSeq, a predicted model, not a curated record